UCUAGCUUCCACCAUGCAUCGCACCUAUUCUAUGCGCCAGUCGCGCGUGCCGACCGCCUCGCAGAUCGAAAACCCGCCCCCGCCAUUGUCCACAACCAAGACUGGCCGAUGGAUGGGCAAGGGUGGCUUCGCAGGGCACGCCUUCCGCAAAAACGCCGCCGGCGCUUUCGGCCCCGAUCUUGCGCGCAAACUCUCCCAGCUGGUGAAGAUGGAAAAGAACGUUAUGCGCAGCAUGGAAUUGGUCGCUAAGGAACGUAUGGAGACUGCGCAACAACUCUCCAUCUGGGGUGAGAACUGCGACGAAGAUGUGUCCGAUGUCACCGACAAGAUUGGUGUCUUGCUCUACGAAAUCGGAGAGUUGGAGGACCUCUACGUUGAUCGCUACGACCAGUACCGUGUGACCAUCAAGAGCAUCCGCAACAUCGAGGCGUCCGUGCAGCCUAGUCGGGAUCGCAAGCAGAAGAUCACCGACGAGAUCGCCAAGCUCAAGUACAAGGACCCCAACUCGCCUCGCAUCGUGGUUUUGGAGCAGGAGCUGGUUCGCGCCGAGGCCGAAUCGCUCGUGGCCGAGGCUCAGCUCUCGAACAUCACCCGCGAGAAGCUCAAGGCUGCCUUCCAGUACCAGUUCGAUGCGCUGCGUGAGCACUCCGAGAAGGUGGCCAUCAUUGCGGGCUACGGCAAGCACCUCUUGGAUCUCAUCGACGACACCCCGGUCACUCCUGGCGAAACCCGCACGGCGUACGACGGAUACGACGCGAGCAAGGGCGUCAUCCAGGACUGCGAAGAAGCCCUGUCUAAUUGGGUCACCUCCAAGGCUUCGGUGAAGUCCAGCCUGUCCACUCGGACUCGCACCCUUUCCCAGCGCCAACGCGACAGCGUCGCCAAGAACCGCGAGGGCGUUGACCUGUCCGGCCAGGACCAGCCUCUGCGAGGCGACCGGGACUCGUGGUUGCCCGCCGAUCAACACCAGACCUACCACGACGUGGAAGACGGCGAGGAAGUGACCAGCACCCUCGACGGCGAGCCCCGGGGUCGAGAAGAAGAACGCGAGCCUGUUCAAGUUUAAGCACCAAACCGAACAGCAAGGAAACUAGGGCCACAAGAGCACACAGCUCACGUUGGGGGUGUUGCUCUUCCUUUAACAAAUAUGUUCUUCGUCUUUCACGCUCUGAUACUCCGGGAUUGGGAAUCCCUGCUUGCGUAAUGUGACUUGUUUCCAUGAUGAUUUUAUGUGGACUUUUGCAAUUCCGUGAAUUGUUCCAUCCCCUCUCUCUUACUUAAUAAUGAGCCUGGAUGAUCUCAGACUGGACUAUGUGGAACAUGUUUAUAUGCAUUUGGAAGUCCGUCGAGUCGAAGUCGAAGGCUUGGGGUUAAUUGUUAUAAUGUAAUACUACGAUCUGGGAGGGUUAUAUUUAUUCCUUGGUUGGUUGUUAUUGAUUGAAUGACUGCGUUUAUUGUCUAUCAGGUAGGGGUAGGGAGUACGUUAGUAAUGAAUGUUCGAGUUUCUAUUGCC
Molecule: messenger RNA, 1513 nt
Organism: Aspergillus steynii IBT 23096
Lineage: Eukaryota; Fungi; Ascomycota; Eurotiomycetes; Eurotiales; Aspergillaceae
Product: Eisosome component PIL1/LSP1 family protein
Exons: 4
Coding region: 14-1066 (350 amino acids)
Biological process (GO): eisosome assembly; negative regulation of protein kinase activity; endocytosis
Cellular component (GO): eisosome filament; plasma membrane
Molecular function (GO): lipid binding
Source: RefSeq, a predicted model, not a curated record